This is a messenger RNA of Chionomys nivalis (European snow vole), 3065 nucleotides long. It is a transcript of the gene Pnma2, whose product is annotated as PNMA family member 2. Lineage: Eukaryota; Metazoa; Chordata; Mammalia; Rodentia; Cricetidae. The transcript has 3 exons. Bases 600 to 1694 code for a protein of 364 amino acids. The record is from RefSeq and is a predicted model, not a curated record.
GGGGGGGCACCCGGAGCCCGCGCUCCGGAAGUGAAGCGGUCACUCCACCCGCUAAUGGAUGCGCAGCGGCCGCCCGGCAGACCGCUCUCGGCGCCAGGGACAGCUUGAUUUGGGUGAAGUGAAGACAUACAGACUAUUAUAUAGAAGUGGGAGACAUCUUCCUGAGCUGGAAACUGAAUACAUGGCUCCUUGAUUCUUGAGGAACAUUCUGGAACACAUAAACAGGCAUCCCCACCAUCUUGCUGAGUGACUCCCCAGAGGUUUGAGCUACAGUGGAAGCCACCUCCCCACUGACUGGAGAGAGCCAAAGUGACAGUAAGUAGGAGAUGGGAAAAGCAGUUGUUCCAGGUGCCUCACAGUGACAAGAGUCAACGCCACACAGCUGUCCCCGGCUCUCAGAAGGAACAAGCAAGCAGCAAACCCACAGCAGAGCCACAGGUAACUGUAGAACCCAUCAAACUUGCCGUGGGUCUGAAGACACACGGGAAGCGCCUGGUUCUUGAGACUAAAUCAAAGGACAAAGCGUUGAUCCGCAAGGCUUUGAGCUGCUUCAGGAGUGAGCCGGGCCAGGCCUAAGUGUAAAAGCAUAGCCUGGGAGGAUGGCAGUGGCCCUGCUGGAGGGUUGGUGCGAGAUCAUGAGUGUAGAUGACCAGAAGGCGUUGAUGGUGACGGGCAUACCAGUGAACUGUGGUGAGCCUGAGAUCCAAGCGGUCCUGCAGGAGGCGCUCAAGUGUGUGGGCAACUACCGCCUGAUAGGCAAGCUAUUCCAGAAGCAAGACAACACCAACGCUGUCUUACUGGAGCUCACGGAGGACACGGAUAUGUCUGUGGUCCCCAGUGAGGUGCAGGGAAAGGGGGGCGUCUGGAAAGUGAUCUUUAAGACCCCUAACCAGGACACUGAGUUUCUCCAGAGACUGAAUCUGUUUCUAGAAAAAGAAGGGCAGACGGUUGCGGGGAUGUUCCGAGCCCUUAAGCAGCAGGGAGUGUCUCCGGCUACCACAGCCUGCACAUCCCCUGAGUUACUGGCCCACUUGGUGGGGCAGGCAAUGGUUCACGCCCCAAGGCCCCUGCUGCCCGUGAAGUACUGUAAGCUUCGAGUGUUCUCUGGAAGCGCAGACCCUGCCCCGGAGGAGGAGUCCUUCGAGGUCUGGUUGGAACAGGCCACUGAGAUAGCCAAAGAGUGGCCCAUCCCUGAGGCUGAAAAGAAAAGGUGGGUGAUGGAGAGUCUUCGUGGCCCCGCCCUGGACCUCAUGCACAUUGUCCAGGCAGACAAUGCUUCCAUCAGCGUGGAAGAGUGUCUGGAGGCCUUUAAGCAGGUGUUUGGGAGCCUGGAGAGCCGUAGGUCCGCGCAGGUAAAAUACCUAAAGACGUAUCAGCAAGAAGGGGAGAAAAUCUCAGCCUACGUGCUCCGGUUGGAAACUCUGCUCCGGAGAGCUGUGGAAAAACGGGCUAUUCCCCGGAACAUUGCUGACCAGGUACGCCUGGAGCAGGUCAUGGCCGGAGCCAACCUUAACAAUGUUCUCUGGUGCCGGCUCCGGGAGCUGAAGGAUGAGGGGCCACUACCCUCCUUUUUGGAGCUGAUGAAGGUGAUCCGGGAGGAAGAAGAAGAAGAGGCCUACUUUGAGCAUGAGAGCAGGGAGGAGCCAGGGGAAAGAGAGGGCUAUCGCCGCUGGGACAAUGCAAGGAAUAACUGAGAGACUUCCCAGCUCCCCUUCACCUCCCGGUGGACACAGGGACAGUGCUUGACAAGGCUAAUCUUAUUACAGUGGGUUUUUCUCUAAUAUACAGGGUUGAAGUCAAGCAUUAGAAAUAUAUAUAUAUACAUAUAUAUGUAUAUGUAUGUAUAUAUAUAUAUAUAUAUAUAUACACACACAUAUAUAUAUGACAGGGUCUCAUCUUAUAGCCCAGGCUGGCCUUGAGUUUGCACUCUUCCUGCAUCAAAGCCUCCCAAGCUGAGUUCUGGGAUUAGAGGAGUGUACCACUAUUAGUGCCCCAUCUCAAUCUUUCUUUCUGAGGAAAAAAUUAGCCUGGACUCUGAGUAGAUUGGUUUGGGGGACUCUUAAGUAGAUUGUUAGUAAAUAUGUGACUAAGUUCCUAAAAUACCUAAAGCUUCUGUACUUCAGUGUCCUUUAAGCUCAGCAGGGUCAGCCAGGUAGCUCAGCUGAUCAGGUCGCUUGGCAACCUCUUCAGAUGGGGGUAAUGAUGUGGACAGGUAAUAGAAACUGGCCAGGCAGGAGCAGGAGAAGUGACUCGGAGGUUAAGCGCACUUGCUACUCUUACAGAGAAAUUCAGAAUCCAGCACCCACAUAGUGACUCACAACCAUUCAAACUCCAGUUUCAGGGUCUCCAACACCUUCUCUUGGUCUCUUUGGGUGCUGCAGCACACACCUGUAAAAUAAAUCUUUAGAAAAGAAAAUAAACUGGCUAGGCAGUUUAGGGGCAUUCCAAGAGUGUCCCUGGCUCUCUGAUCCAUCAAUGUCACGAAGGAGCUUUGAUUUCUCGUUGUCAGCUUCAUGGAGGUUACUUUGGGGUGGGACUGGGACCUCAGCCAGACACUAAUCUUUUUGUAAAUUGCUUUAGAAGUAGAUCUCUAGAUUUUCCUGAUAAAAAAUGGCUUAUAUCUGUUCCCCAAUUUUAGCCCAUCCCCUAAAUGAUUUUAGGGUUAUAUCUUCAGAGGAGGGAAUUUUAUAGUGGCCUUGAUCAGGGCUUUUCCGAGUCUCAUUAAGAGAAAACCAUUGCCUUCUGGUCAGAAGAGUGGAAACUAUCUACCUUUUGCCUAGGUGGAGACCUAACGUUCCAAACUAACCAAAAUAGAAGAGUUAAUCCAGUUGGGCAGGUCCAUCACCUGACUAAUGGACUGCCCAUUAAGAAGACAGAUUCAUCCAACUCCAUGCUAAAGAGAUGGGAGGAAUAAUUAUCCCCUUAAUGAGAUCAUGUGCUUUUCUUUCCCAGAACCCCUGGGAUCUGCACAGUCACUCCAGAACCACCACAAAAUGUAACUUCCACUUGUUCUUUUGCCUGGGGCCCAAGCCAAAGUAAGCUUUCUCUAGUACUUUGAGCUUUUU